AUGCCCUAUUACAACAUCGAUGAAGACCCUUACUACAAGUAUAUUCUCAAUGGUGGCAACGCAUCCUCGUCGGAUUCGUGGGAAUCUUCAAGUGGUGCCUAUAGCUCGCAGGUUGGUAGGGGUAAUUUGAACUUCGCCAAUCACUCGAGUCCCUAUGGCGCGACACCAGCACCAGCUUCGACUGAAGAUGACGAUGAAUUUGGUGAGCUCGAGAUCCCUGCGGAGGGCUUCGGUGAGCCUCAGACGAUCGAGGAAAUGCAGCGUCCACGCCAAAAAGCGAAAACCACUUCUCAAGAGGAUGGCCAUAUCUUUCCAAGCACCGAGACAGAUACCACUUCAGCCGUCCAGCAGCUGCAGAAGGAUCUUAACGCUGCUCGCACUGAGAAUGCCAAUCUGCGCAGCCAGGUUAGUGCUACUCCGAAGCCAUGGCCAACAAACUACCAAGAGCUUCCCCUCAUAGAUCCAAUUCGUCUUGAGAUUGAGGGCAUGCUUAAUCAGGCAAGAAAACAUUUCGACACACUGGAUGGAAACGCCAAUUACUAUAAGAAUGAAUUGGACCAGGCUCUUGCCGCCAAUACGAAUCUUCGAGGUCAGCUCGACGACCUGAACUCUGCACCAAAUCCAUUGCAGGGACAGUACAAUCAGACUCUUGACACCAAUCGACGUCUUCAAGGCACGAUUGAUCAUAUGAACUCUGCACUAAACCAAUUGCAGGGACAAUUGAGCGAAGCUGUCGCGGCCAAUCGACGAUUUCAAGGUACGAUUGACUUCUUGAACUCUGUACUGAACCCAUUGCAAGCCGAUUUGAACCAGGUCAUUGCCGCCAAUCGAGGCCUCCAGAGCGAGAUUGACUCUUUGAAGGCAGCUCACAAUCCAUUGCAGACACAGCUUAACGCGGCUGUUGCGACUAAUGGACGACUACAAGGGGAGAUUAACUCCUUGAACUCCGCUGCCACUAAUCCAUUGGCUGGCGAUCUCAAGAGCAAGAACGAUGAGAUUGAGGAUCUACGGCAGCAGACUAAGACACUCACCGGCUCUGAAAGCCACUUCAAGAGUCGAGCUGAGGAGAUCGAGCUGAAGCUGAGUCAAGCCAUUAUCCACAUCGAUGAGAUGAAGCUAGCCGCCGAGAACGAUAAUAUCGCCGCCAACAAUAAUCUCAAGGCGAAGCAGAAGAUUUUGGACGCCACUGAACGGAAGCUCAGAGCUGCGACUCGGAAGCUGGAGGUGCACAAGCCUUUGGCAGAGAAGGAGUUCAAGCUUGAGGAAGAACUGAGAGAAGCUCGGGCUGAGAACAAGCAGUUGACCCGCGAAAAGUUCAAUUUGAUCAAGGAGGCUGACGAGAGAAUCAAGCUCCUUUGUGAUGCCAAUUUCAACUUGAGACUCGAGCUGGGUGCACCGGGCCGCAAGGUACAGGUAGCACACGCACAAGUCGCCGCCGCUAAGUUCGAGCGUGACGCACUUGAAAUCCUCACCGCCGUCGAGAAGGAGGAGAAGGAGGAGACGAAGGAGGAAAUUACCGUCGAUCCUGUCCCAGGUGCCGGGACCGAGAAUCCAGCCAACAUCGAUCCAUCCAUCCCCACUCCAGCCGAUCUCCUUGCCGCAGCCUCUGCCUCUGUCAAGAACAGUAUCGGUCCAAAGGUGGCCUUUUCCAAGGAAGCUACGCUUCACGUUAAGCUCACGGCUGGCUUCUUCUGGCAUAAGGUCAAGCACACAGUCUUCUGGUGUACAAUGCUCUCCAUGCUUCUCCUGUGGCUCGUUAGCAAGGAUAUUGUCCACGACGAACCUCUAGUCUUUGACAACUUGGUGGAAGACCUGUUGGAGGAAGGUUCAACAUGGUACAGCCCUCAUUUUGUCGUUCCCAGUUUCGUUCUGGUCGUCGUUUGCCUCACUGCUCUGUACCAACAUGUGAUCGAACGCAAGGCCGAAGCUGAGCGUCUUGCGGUCAAGAAGGCAGAGCGAGAACUUAGUACUUUUCUACAAACUCACAGUCUGGCAGAGAAGCAGGCAGCCCGAGAGGCGAAAAAGAAGGAGCAACAGCGAAUUAUGGAACGUCGUGCACGCCAACAGUCUCAGUCCACCGUAACCUUCACCCCUCAUCAUAACAACAACUACUACUACCUCAGAGCAAGAUAUUGA
Cadophora gregata is the source of this 2136-nucleotide messenger RNA. RefSeq lists its product as uncharacterized. The transcript is spliced from 2 exons. Bases 1 to 2136 code for a protein of 711 amino acids. The record is from RefSeq and is a predicted model, not a curated record. NCBI's taxonomy places the organism in Eukaryota, Fungi, Ascomycota, Leotiomycetes, Helotiales, Ploettnerulaceae.